Molecule: messenger RNA, 3397 nt
Organism: Closterium sp. NIES-65
Lineage: Eukaryota; Viridiplantae; Streptophyta; Zygnematophyceae; Desmidiales; Closteriaceae
Source: the annotation of a GenBank genome assembly
AUGCUGAGCGUGCUGCGAGUGCAUCUGCCGUCGGACAUCCCGAUCGCGGGGUGCGAGCUGUGCCCGUACGUGCUGCUACGCAAGCCCGAUGGCACAAUCACCACGGAGGACAUUCCCGACACCAACCCCAUCGAUGGCUACUACAUCCGCUGCCGCUGGUACCGCGUGCAGAGCGACAAGCGAGUCGCCGUGUGUUCAGUGCACGGCAAUGAACCCGCCACUCUCCAGUGCCUGGGGUGCGUGAAGGCCAAGCUGCCCAUCGCGCGUAGCUACCACUGCUCGCCGCUCUGCUUCCAGGCCGCCUGGCCGCGCCACCGCGCGCUGCACUCGCGCGGCCUCGGCGGAAGCACCCAUGGCAGCAGCGACGGGACUCUCCCGGGGGAGAUAACCUCGGGGGGGGCUGCUGUGGGGGGCGCGGGGGGGGUUGGCGGGGCGCAGAGGCGGGAGAACGGCGCGACGGCGGAGGAGGAGGAGCUAUUUGGGAAGUUCAACAGCGGGAAUGGGACCACGGGGCUGGCGGGAGCGGGGGGAGCACAGGGGGGCAUGGGGAACGGCGCGCCUGGAGGGGGGUACGGGCAGGGGGAGCAGCAGCCGGGAGGGCAGCAGCAGGGGAUGCAGGGUAUGCAGCGGCCGAUGGGGGGGGGAUUCGCGCACAGGCCGCCAGGGGGCCUCGCGUACCAGUCUGACACCACUGGAGGGGGUUCCAACGCUAGUGGUGGCGGCAGUGGGGAGGUGUGGUUUGAAGUGGGCCGGGGGAAACCCUACACGCCCACCACAGACGACGUAGGGCACGUGCUCAAGCUCGAAUGCGUCCCCAUAGAAGCCGCCACUGGGCUCCCCGUCGCGCCCCCCUCCACCCUCCUCACCUCCCGGGUCAUCCCCGCGCCCUCCCCCACCCCCCGGCGGAUGGUGCAGAGCGACCACUUUGAGGAGUUGUUUGGGCCCGAGCUGCCCGAGCUCAAUGGUGCAGAGCGACCACUUGGAGGAGUUGUUUGGGUCCGAGCUGGAGAAGCAGGGGUACGCAGCGAGCAGGUGUUUGGACGGCUUUUGCAGGUGCAGAGCGACCACUUUGAGGAGUUCUUUGGGCCCGAGCUGGAGAAGCAGGGGUACGCGUCCGUGUUCAAGAAGAAGACCGCCGAGGUAUACACGGGCACGGCCUAUGCCAUAGACGGCUGUGCCACCUUCUUCCGCCGCGACCGCUUCUCCCUUGUCAAGAAGUACGAGGUGGAGUUCAACAAGGCAGCGCUAUCGCUCUCUGAGGCACUCGCACCUCCCACCAAGAAGGCAGCUCUCAACCGCUUGCUCAAGGACAAUGUAGCACUGAUUGUGGUGCUAGAGGCGAGGGAUGCAGGGGGGGCGGAUGGGAAGGACGGGGCUAAUGCGCCUCCUGCCAAGAGACAGCUGCUCUGUGUGGCCAACACGCACAUCCACGCCAACCCAGAACUCAAGGACGUGAAGCUGUGGCAGGUGCACACGCUGCUCAAGGGCCUGGAGAAGAUCGCAGCCAGUGCGGACAUUCCCAUGCUGGUGGCAGGGGACUUCAACAGCGUGCCUGGCAGCGCGCCCCACUCACUGCUCGCCACAGGGCGAGUCGAUGCCAACCACCCAGAGCUCGCCACUGACCCUCUCGGCAUCCUGCGCCCCGCUUCUAAGCUUUGCCACCAGCUGCCGCUGGUCAGUGCAUACGCAUCGUUGAGCCGCGGCGGCUCGGUGGCGGAGAGGCAGCGGCGGCGCAUGGACGCGAGCAGCAGCGAGCCGCUGUUCACAAACGUGACUCGGGAUUUCAUGGGCACGCUGGACUACACCUUCUAUACCGCCGACUCCCUGUCUGUCGAGUCUGUUCUCGAGCUACUAGACGAGGACAGUGUGCGCAAGGACACAGCACUGCCGUCCCCCGAGUGGUCGUCCGACCACCUGGCGCUGCUCACUGAACAAAGGACCCACUCACCCCCUUCUCCGCCCCCUUUCCCCUUCUCCCCUUGCCCCCAUCCUCUUUCUUCCUCCCCCCCCCCCAAGUUCACGGACGAAUUCACGGACGAAGGACCCUCUGUGGAGGUCCGCGUGCCCAUCCCUGCUGCGCUCCGGCCAAUCCAGGCACGCCACGUGGCGGUGAGCGUGCAGGAGGACGCGCUGUCGGUGGCUGUGACGCCGCCAGCUGGCUUCGGGAGCAAGGAGGGCGCUGUGAAGGGCAAGGAGGGGCGGGAGCGGUCGCUGGUGGUGGCGAGUCCGCUGUAUGGGCGAGUGAAGGCCACUGAUAGUGCAUGGUACAUUGACGACACAGAUAUUGUAAUCACACUCUUUAAACACCCGCAACCUUCCUCCUCCUCCUCUGCACCUUCCGAGCCUGUCUUCCAGGCCUGGCCAACCCUGAUCAAGGGCUGGGAGGCACUGGCAGGGGCGGUGGCCAAUCAGCUGAAGAGCUGUUCCGUGCUGCUGGUGGGCGGCAGCACUCGUCUCAAUGCAGCCGUUGCUGCAGAGCUGGCCACAGGGCUUGGCUAUGCACCAAUCAUGACUCAGCAACUGGUGGAGCAACUAGCAAGUGCCACCAUUGACGAAGUGGCAAGGGAAGAGGGGCUGGACUCAGUGGCUCAAGCCGAGACUGCUCUCUUGGAUCACCUCUCCUCGUACGUACCCUCCAUUACUGCCUUGUUUAGAAUAUCCAUAACCCUGCAGUGUGUGCGCCAUGGCCAGCCCUGCAGUGUGUGCGCCAUGGGCCAGCCCUGCAGUGUGUGCGCCAUGGGCCAGCCCUGCAGUGUGUGCGCCAUGGGCCAGCCCUGCAGUGUGUGCGCCAUGGCCAGCCCUGCAGUCAAUCUGUAUGUGGGGGUUGCUACUGUGGACCAGCCUCAGGGGCGUCUCUGCAGGCCAGCAGCUGAGACUCCGCACAUCAGUCUCUGCAGGCCAGCAGCUGAGACUCCGCACUCAGUCUCUGCAGGCCAGCAGCUGAGACUCCGCACUCAGCCAGCAGCUGAGGACUCCGCACUCAGUCUCUGCAGGCCAGCAGCUGAGACUCCGCACUCAGUCUCUGCAGGCCAGCAGCUGAGACUCCGCACUCAGUCUCUGCAGGCCAGCAGCUGCGACUUGACCGCACUCAGUCUCUGCAGGCCAGCAGCUGAGACAUCCGCACUCAGUCUCUGCAGGCCAGCAGCUGAGACUCCGCACUCAGUCUCUGCAGGCCAGCAGCUGAGACUCCGCACUCAGCCAGCAGCUGAGACUCCGCACUCAGUCUCUGCAGGCCAGCAGCUGAGACUCCGCACUCAGUCUCUGCAGGCAGCAGCUGAGACUCCGCACUCAGUCUCUGCACUCAGCCCCACCAAUAAACACUCCCCUCCCCUGCAACCCUCCUUCCCCUACAGUAAUCUGCGAGUGGUGGUGGCCACCAUGGGGCAGCCCCUGCGGG